Molecule: messenger RNA, 3602 nt
Organism: Orbicella faveolata
Lineage: Eukaryota; Metazoa; Cnidaria; Anthozoa; Scleractinia; Merulinidae
Product: metabotropic glutamate receptor 3-like
Biological process (GO): G protein-coupled receptor signaling pathway
Cellular component (GO): membrane
Molecular function (GO): G protein-coupled receptor activity
Source: RefSeq, a predicted model, not a curated record
CUUAAACAUGGACCGGUAGUCGGCUUUUCCACCGAAUUUACAGAAGGAUAAAGCCCACUUAAGGUGACGAAGAGGGGUAUAAACAACAUUUUUUGAAAUGUACAAUGCCUUAAAAGUGAAAUAAUAUCGCAAAUGUUCCGCAAGUCAGCAGGUUUCAUAACUUUUUCAUAAGCGGGAUGAGCCAGUCACUCUCAUUAACCAAUCACAUGCGAACAAUUCAUGAUAUUAGCUUAAUUGGCGCAAUAUAGUGACAUAAGCAGCCACAUCAGUGACAGCUUCAAAGCUUCAGACGUUAACGCCGAUAACUGUUUACUAUUCUUGUGAAUGGUGACCGGAUGAGAGAAGUUCAACAAAAAAUACAAGCGCUGGAAACUGACAGUAUCAUCAAUUUUCAAGACUGAAUGGCGAUGUCUUCCUGUCUAAAGUUUUCCUUUCUCGCCGUUUUAUUGUUGUGUAAUGGAAGUCUUCGUGUCAACUGCUUACCCCAGCAAAGAUCUGCUUAUAAAGAUGGCCAUAUAGUGUUGGGAGGCCUAUUUGAUCUCCAUCAGAGCGCAGACAACAACAACUAUUGCGGCGAUAUACUCGGUACUAAUCUGGGUUACGCAGAGGCAAUGGUUUUUGCCAUAGAAAGCAUCAACGAGAACAAUACGCUUUUGCCGAAUGUCACCCUCGGGUUUGAUUUACGAGAUUAUUGUCUGCGUCCUGCUAUGGCUGUGGAAACCGCUUACGAACUGGUCGUGAAAAGCGAUCAUCGUUUCUCGCUCCAGAAUUGCACGAACUCUACGGAAUUCAACGGGUCUAAGUACGGCGGACUUAAAGAAAUAACAGGGGUUGUUGGGCCAAUGGAUUCCGCAAGUGCCAUAAUGGUUUCAAGUUUGUUCGAGAUAGCACACAUCCCAUCCAUUAGCCCGCUGGCAACAAGUGUGGAGUUGAGUACUACUCUAUACAGCCACUUUUAUCGAACGGUUGCUCCAGACAAUUGGCGUGCUAGUCUUUUAGCUGACACGGCGCAGUUCUUCAACUGGACAUACGUCGGUGCAGUAGCCCUGGACGACUCGUUUGGACGUUACGGAAUCUGGGGAAUAGAAAAAGAAGCUGACACAAGAGAGAACCUUUGUAUUGCCUUCAAAAGGUUUGUUCCUCGCGUCAAUCAUUUGGACAGUAUUCGAAAAAUUGUAUUCGAUCUCAAGCGCAGUGAGAAAGUUACAGUUGUUUUUAUCUGGCUUUACGGUGAGUAUGCACGGUAUUUUAUGGACGAGGUCGUUAAUCAAGAUCUUACUGGCCGAACAUGGAUCUUUACCGAUGGAACCACACCAGGAGAUCCAUUCUUCACCAAUGUCAGCUUUGCGGGAAUUUUGAAUGGAUCAUUUGGGAUUUUGCCUAAGGCUCGGCCCAGUGAGCAAUUCCAAAAAUACUUGGCCAAUCUGGCAAAGAGGAAUUUUACGGGCAGCACCCACGCAUGGUGGAAGGAGUACUGGAUUUACAUGGCAAAGAACAACAAAUUGCUGGAUACGUCAUAUCCAUUUUCAGUUCCAAUUGGUAGUCCCUUGACAAGCAGUCCUUACAUUUCGUACACUAUUGACGCCGUGUACGCAUUUGCCCAUGCUUUGCACAACAUGUACACAUGCAAAGAACCACACAGCUUGCUUAAGGGCGGUAAAUGCCCAACAGUACAGCAGUCGAAGAUAAAAGGAGACGAAUUACACUUCUACUUGCGGAAUGUAAGCUUUCAAGGACUGACAGGAACAAUAGAAUUCGACAAAAAUGGGGAUCCGCUUGACGCGAGCUACGACAUCGUGAACUUCAAAAGUACUGGCAAGGACUUUUUGGAAGUUCGCGUUGGCUGGUGGGCGAGGAAAACCAGCCCUAGACUUCACCUUAAUCUUUCAAACAUAACUUGGAACAGUCCGAGUGGAUUCAAAGGUGUUCCGUUGUCAGUAUGCUCAUUUGAUUGCAAGCCAGGUGAGCGAAGAGUGGCAAAGUCUCCUUGCUGUUGGGAAUGCGUCAAUUGCCCCCGUGGUACAAUAAACUCCAAUGGCAUUUCUUCAAACUGUUCUGAAUGUCCAGAGAGACAAAAACCCAAUGAUGAGAGGACAAAAUGCGUCGACCUUCCUCAAAAUAACUUGAGCUGGAAUACUUCUGCCAUAGCAGUGACCUGCACGGCGGUUACAGGCCUGCUUUUGACUAUCCUAUGCAUUGUAGUUUUUGUUAAGUAUCGAAACUCGCCAAUUGUAAAGGCCUCAAACCAGGAGCUCAGCUUUCUUUUAUUGAUAGUGGUGGCUUUAUUAUUCGUGUUGGCCUUUCUAUAUCUAUUGACUCCCACAGACCUUUUGUGCAGCGUUAUAAAUAUCUGGCGAUACAUCGUUCAUACUCUAUGCGUGUCCAUACUACUACUGAAGUCAAGGAAAAUAGUGAAGGCUUUUCGACUCGAGGGUCGGUUACCCAACGGUCUGACAUCCGGGCCAAAGAAAAGAAAGAAGAGCUUCCUUUUCAAAGGACAAAGACUUCAUUUACUUGGCUUGUUAUCUGUACAGAUCAUACUGAUCGUGGCAUGGACUAUUUCCGAUCCACCAUCUAAAGAAACGAUCGUUCGCCCACUUCAGUACGUGUUCAUUGUUUGCAAACCUUUCAGAUCAAUAGCUGGCGAAGUCCUCUUAGCCAUGACUAUAACCACUGUCCUUCUCCUUGCGCUUGCGUGCAUCUAUUACGCUUUUAAGGGAAGGAAAAUUCCCGAGAAUUUCAACGAAGCGAGAUACAUCGGCUUUUCCAUGUACAUUGUUCUGCUAUCCUCGGCGGCGUAUUAUCCCGUGGAAUUUGGCCUUGAGGGCUGGUACGUAGGCAUUAUUGGCGGUGUAACCACUCUCGUGAGCUCCUUCGCUCUUCUAGGUUGCAUGUUCGGACCGAAGGUUUAUGUCAUUUUUUUCAGUCCUGAACAAAACACGCGCGAGGCAAUUAGCACAGAAAUUGCCAAGUAUUCACUUUCCACCUCUGCAGCCACUGCGAUAACAAGCAAAGCAUCGCGCGUAACCCCUCAGGUUAGUCCCGAGUCAUCAAUAUGAAGUAAUCAAAGAAGUAAUCAUCUUGGUAGGAGCCUUCCACGGCCUUUGCUUUUGCCAUGAUCACUUCAUAUGGUGCCUAGUAACGACCUCUGACAAAAACCAAGGGUCAAGCCAAAUGAUUUUAGGACUGGAUUCCGAGCGACAGAGAUACUUCAGCGUUGUCCGGAAAGGAAACCCGUGAGAGAUGUCGCGUUUAAGCUCAGUGACCUUUAUUUACAUUUUUGUCAGUUCUACUUGUUCGUAUUUGAUAAAUCGUCAGAUAAAGGGGUAUUCUCGAGAGGUUUUGGACAGUAACAGUUGAGAUUGUGUCUUGACGAGUUUAUGUCUCGAUGGAGGAGGGAAAAAGUGAUUAAAACUUACACAAAGUUAAGUUACCGGCGUAAGUGAAGUGAGUGAAAUUCAGUGUAAUAAAGUGGAAGCCCCCUGGUUAGGUAUACAAACGAGUUUACAAAAUGUUAGUUAUAAGCUAAUUAAGAAAGUAACCAAUAUUUGACAUCUUUUUCGUAAUUUUAACAAGCCACAAAUAAAUGAUCAAGCUGGUUA